AUGGGCAGAAGGCGCAAAAACAAAGCCCCCCUGGUGCCCCUGGAAGAUCGCCCGAUGGAAACGAGACUCACAGCCACUCUGUACGAUAGAGAUGACUGCAAUGCCGCAAUUCGCGGCCAAAAAAUUCCUGGUUCUCUCGGACUGAAAGUCCAACGCUUCGCUGUUAUCCGUGGCAUUCGACACCACGACGGUUUCGCCCACGAGUUACGCGGCGUCACACCGGAGUUCACUCGUGCACUCAACGCGCGUGCAAUUAUGAGCGGAGUGAUCCCGGAGAUGAAUAACUCCGCUGAGAUACCCUAUUGCAUCUGGUAUCCGGAACCUCCAUCCCAGGAGACCCUUCGCAACUUGGUGAAGCGGUAUCCCAACAUGAUUUAUCACGCUGCUCGCUCCUGUGCCGUGGCGGGAUAUUCUGAUCUUUACUCAGAACUUCAGGUUCUUCCUGAGGUUCAUGUUGCUGCCGAGGCUCGCGACGCUAGCCUAGCAAGGAAGAACAAAGGCAGCGAGACAAUAUUCGAGCAAAUAAUGUCGAAUCAUGUGAAAUUUGAAAUCAUGAAUGAUUAUGAUCGAUCUGUCAAUCUUGAAAACCCUCGUCCGGCACACCCCAAUGGAGAUACGGCGGUUUUUUCCGAUCUCACUGCACGGAUGCUUCAUGCAGGAGGGGAAACCGACAGCAGCUAA
Messenger RNA from Penicillium bovifimosum, 681 nucleotides. RefSeq lists its product as uncharacterized. NCBI's taxonomy places the organism in Eukaryota, Fungi, Ascomycota, Eurotiomycetes, Eurotiales, Aspergillaceae. The record is from RefSeq and is a predicted model, not a curated record. The coding region runs from base 1 to 681 and encodes 226 amino acids. The transcript has a single exon.